UUGAAUUUCUUCUAAUCAUGGAAAAAUAAUAUGCAACGUUUUCAGCAUUAAAAUGCGAAAUAUAAAUUCUCCAUGGGUUUCAGUCUUUUAGAAGUAAGCUUAAAAAAUGGCAGAAUUACAACAUGAAAACGUGAAGAUAAUUAAUAUUUCUGCAAUAAAGGGUAAAGGAUUAUUUGCAAGGAAGAAUUUAAAGAAAGGGGAGACUAUUUUUGAAGAAAAACCUUUGGUCAGUGCUCAGUUUUCUUGGAAUGAACUGUAUAAAUAUCUGGCUUGCGAAUAUUGUCUCAAGUCAUUGGAAACUUCUGAAAAUAUGGUAAGACGACUUACCAACAAUGCAGAAAUAACCUUACCCUAUCCAGAAUGCUGUGAUCAAGAUGUUACCCAAUUUGUAAACUGUCCCCAGUGUCAGAUACCUUACUGCAGCACUGAAUGUCUUGAUUUGGCAUUGAGCCAGUACCAUCAAGUUCUAUGUAAAGGUCAGUCGCAGGAGGAUGAAGCUCACCCACUAAAUAGAUUGCUUGAAACUUGGAGGUCCUUUCACUAUCCUCCAGAAACAACAAGUAUAAUGCUUAUAGCUAAGAUGAUUGCCAUGGUGAAACAGGCCCAGGACAAAGGAAAUAUAAUAUCUCUGUUUUCUGGCUUUGUGAAAGCAACUUUAAAUGAACAGGAACAUAUAGCCCAUAAAUUAUUGGGUAAACAGUUUCAGGUUCAAAGAGAAGUGUUGAGACAACAGUUGAGAGAAACACUUUUUGAAGAAGCUGUACAAGAGUGGUUCACUCCAGAAGGGUUCAACUCAUUACUAGCACUCAUAGGUACCAAUGGACAAGGCAUAGGAUCCAGUUCAUUUAGUCAUUGGGUGAAAAAUACAGAGAAACUUUGUUUGGGAGAUGCUGAGAAAAAACAAUUAGAUGAACUUAUAACCCAACUUUAUGAUCAAUUGGAUGAAGUAUCAGGAGAAUUUCUUGAUUGUGAAGGUUCUGCACUGUAUCUUUUACAAAGCUCUUGCAAUCACAGUUGUAGUCCUAAUGCUGAAGUUACUUUUCCUAAUGGCAAUCAUACACUUGCAAUGGUGGCUUUGCAGGAUAUCAGUCCUGAAGAGGAAAUUACCAUCAGUUAUCUGAGUUGUUGUGACCUUACAAGAAGCAGACAUAGUCGACAAAAAAUAUUAAAGGAGAAUUACUUAUUUACAUGUACCUGUGAAAAAUGUUUGUCUGAGGCAGAUGAUGCUAGUGUUACAUCAGAAGAAGACAUUGAUAGUGAUGAAAUGGAUGAAGAGGACACUAUGUGAUUGAUGUUCAUAAAACCAAAUGUAUUAAAGACCAUAGAAAUUCAA
This is a messenger RNA of Biomphalaria glabrata, 1333 nucleotides long. RefSeq names its product histone-lysine N-trimethyltransferase SMYD5-like. The record is from RefSeq and is a predicted model, not a curated record. Gene Ontology annotation, molecular function: protein binding; histone H4K20 methyltransferase activity. The coding region runs from base 107 to 1288 and encodes 393 amino acids. The transcript has 12 exons. NCBI's taxonomy places the organism in Eukaryota, Metazoa, Mollusca, Gastropoda, Planorbidae.